CUUUCAUACAAUAAUAAUCAGUCAAACAAAUAAAUUUCUGUAAAUGUAUAUUUCGUAAAAAUAGAUUUUGAUUGUAAAAUGUUUUUUUAAGACAGAUGAUAGAUGAAAUAGUAAACAAAAGCUCACAUAGCAAUCAUGUCAACUGAUGAAACAGAAAAUGACCAUGCAUAUGCCGCAAGUCGGUUAAGAAAUGAAAAUUAUGAUUUACUGCGUCCCCGGACAGUAUUACGGAUAAUACGUGAUCGGAGUAAUGAUUCAGGACAGUCGACGUCGGGAAACUCGGACCACAAUUAUGUUAGUAUUUUUACAGGUGCGAGCGUAAGCCAAAAUAAUAUAACUAUAAAUGCCUCUGGAGGUACCUUUGAAAGUGAUAAUGAUAUAUUUGAUGAUAAUGACGACGAAAACACUGAUGCUGCUAAUGAUGUUUUAAAUUCAGGCUCUUCUACUGUAACAUAUGAAACAGAUAAUAGAUCAGAAGAUUCGAUUAGUACGGUAACAACCAUAUCCUCGGAUCGAACACAUUUUUCUGAACAAUCGACCUCAUCCGAGCAAACAAAUUUUUCAGAGCAAACAAGCGAUUCGAUAUCAUCGAGAUCUACGCCUUCAGAAACAGGUACUGCUGAAGAUACUCCACAGAUAAUUGGUCUCGUUCCUAAUUUGCCUGAAGUUCAAGAAACGGACAACACAAAUGAUAAUAACGCUGAUGUAAUAACUCUGGAUAGCCCUUCGCCACCGAAAAAACGAAAACGUUUAUCCUUAGAGGCUCAAGAUAUCAGUGGCACUCCAAAGGUGAAAGCCAAAAACGAAAACGAUUUGGAUGAUGAAGAUGAUGGGUUAACUUGUCCGAUUUGUUUGGAUAAUUGGGAAAUGUCUGGGGAACAUCGACUGGCAUCACUUAAGUGUGGUCAUUUGUUUGGAGAUUCUUGUAUUCGUCGUUGGUUGCAAGAAAGCGCUCGUCAAUCAGGGCAAAGGGUAUGUCCACAAUGUAAAACAAAAGCGCAUGCCAAAGAUAUACGUUACUUAUAUGCAAAACGUUUAAGAGCCAUAGAUCGCAGUGAAGAGCACCGAAUGCGAGAGCACCUAACUGAAGUUCAAAACAGAGCUCAGAGUUUGACACUCGAAUUAGCAACAUUAAAAAUGUCUUAUGCUCAGGUAACUCAAAAACUUAAAGCAUUAGAAUCUGACAAUGAUUCGCUUAAUGUAUUGCUACGAAGCGGUGGCAGUUACACAUUUCCUAAAUCUGUGGCUCAGAAACCAUCUUUUGUGUACAAGUUAUUUAUGGAUCGUAACAUAGAAAUAUCAAGAGAGCCUGGCUGUCGUGUCCUCACCUAUGCCAAGGAGCAGACCGCUUUAAUAGUAUCCCAAAAGAGUACUCAGAAUCUUUUUCCCGGCUAUGGCUUAAGAUUCGUGGAUACGACUUCAUUUAAACCAACUAAUUUUCUACAUACCUCCCUUAAAUUAUUGAGAGACAUAAGUCUUUCUGAUGAUCAGCAAUUACUAGCUGCCGCUUGCAUGGAGUCCAAGGUAAAACUAUUUGAUUUGCGUACUCUUUCAGUGACUGCUACAUUUAAGCCGGCGGAGAAACCUUUGUGGUCGUGUUCUUUAGGCCGAAAGGAUAGUGAACACAUUAUCUACUUGGGAUCUCAGCAUGGUAGUAUUUAUGUAUAUGACACACGGUUUGCGGAAACAUUUGUCAACGAACAUCAAGCCGAAUGUGAUCUUAGCCCCGUGAUACAAAUAGCAGCUAUACCAGCCGGACAAUUAUUUCCUUGUGGAGGAUUUUUUGUCUGCAAACUUACAUCUUUGUGGUUUUAUGAACAUUCUGGUGCGACAACACGUUCCACGCGUCUACCUAUUGAAGGUCGUUUCAUUUCAAUGGAUUUUGACGCCGCUACAUUUAGGCUGGUGGUACAAACAAGAAGCUGCGCCCGUCAUCCCCGUGCACGUUAUAUACUCGGGCAACUUAAUAAAAUCAAUGGCAUUCCAGUUUUUGAAGUUCAAGUAACUUUUUUUGCCUCAACAAACAGUCCUGUGAUGGCUCGAUGUUCCCAAAUUGCUGUGGAAUCGAAUACACUUGUAGCGGCAUAUAUACAAGAUUCAAAACUACUAUCUUUAUAUGAUGCUAGUCGCGAGCAGUGCAUACAAUCACUGCCGGCGCAAGAUAUAGUUUACGAUACUUGUCCCAUUUACACAAAAGAUUUUACAUAUUUGGCCGCCUUAACCGAAACCAAAUGCAGACUAUACAAGUUAAACUCUACCUAAAGGAUAAUUCCUUAAAUCAUUACCUAAUAUACAUAGCACUUAAAAUACUAUUUGUACUGUUUUAAUAUACAUAAGUGUUUACAUUUAAUCAAACAAACAA
Messenger RNA from Calliphora vicina (urban bluebottle blowfly), 2362 nucleotides. It is a transcript of the gene mus302, whose product is annotated as mutagen-sensitive 302. NCBI's taxonomy places the organism in Eukaryota, Metazoa, Arthropoda, Insecta, Diptera, Calliphoridae. The transcript has 3 exons. The record is from RefSeq and is a predicted model, not a curated record. Bases 136 to 2262 code for a protein of 708 amino acids. Gene Ontology annotation, cellular component: nucleus. Gene Ontology annotation, molecular function: ubiquitin-protein transferase activity; protein binding. Gene Ontology annotation, biological process: interstrand cross-link repair; protein ubiquitination.